AUGUUGGUCGGUCGGCAAUCAAAAAACAUUUUAUCCAGUGUAACAAAUACAAACAUAAAAAGGUGUCUUGGCACAGCGUCUGAAGAUUCAGGCCAUGCUCAAUUUGUAUACAAUCGCAACCCUAGAAAUUUGGAGAAGUUAAGAAUCGCUUACAAACCUGCCGGUUACCAUCUCGAAAAACCUGGUCGUGAGUUUUGGCAUAAACUACAAGUAACGACUAGUAAAAGACACGUGACAGCUAGUGUUUUACACCAUACAGGUGUGGUUCCGGUUAUGGCAACUACUGCAGAAUGGGCUGUACGCAAACAGCUUUUCAGCACUUUAGAUAAAAUGGCAUACAUAACUAUUGGAAAAGUGUUAGCACAACGUUGUUUGGAAUGUGGUAUUUCUGAUAUGAUAAAUACUCAUGAAGUUUUGCCAAAUAGUAAACUUGAGGCAUUACUAGAAAACUUAUUAAAAGGUGGUGUACGGUUAGAAGAAGAUCCAAGAUACAAGUCACCAAAUCCUUGGGAUCAAGAAAGACCAGAAAAACCAUGGGAACAUUAUUAA
Messenger RNA from Macrosiphum euphorbiae (potato aphid), 549 nucleotides. NCBI's taxonomy places the organism in Eukaryota, Metazoa, Arthropoda, Insecta, Hemiptera, Aphididae. The record is from the annotation of a GenBank genome assembly.